AUGAAUCGUCAUCAUCCAUACGGUGGAAGUUUCGACAAUGGCCCUCCUCCCCGCAAAGGCAGCUCUCCUUCUGGUCCAGGUCCCGACAGAUCUCAUCGUCAUCAAGACAGAGGCGGUGCACCUUUUCGUGGGAGGGGUGCACCGCCGUUCAAUCGUGGUCGAGGAGGAUAUGGUCAAUAUGAUGGUUCCAUGAACGACCACAGCGUCUAUGACCAUGCCCAAACCGAUAUGGGGCCCUACACUGAUUAUGAUCAGUCUCUCUCUCAACAUCCGUACUAUCAACAUAACGAGUAUCCGUCUGCUCCGCACGUCGCUCAGUAUGCUGCACCUCAGCCAUCAUAUAACCAAGGUUAUGCCAAAUUCGAAGACGGUGCAGGUGCAAACUUCGAUGGCGAGAACGAUUACGACCGCGCUCGCCGCCCUGUUAGAAAGGAACGGGAUGAUAAGGUGCACGACUCCAUCAUUGAAGAACGGAUACAGCGCGAACGUCCCUGUCGUACCUUGUUUAUCCGCAAUAUUAAGUAUGAAACGAACAGUGAUGAUGUUCGCCGCCAGUUUGAAGAACAUGGAGAAAUAAAAACCUUUUUCGAUCUGAUUUCAACAAGAGGAAUGGUAUUUGUAACUUACUUUGACUUGCGCGCAGCAGAGCGGGCUCGAGAUCGACUACAAGGAUCAGAGAUCAGUGGGCGACCUAUUGAUGUGCAUUAUUCUCUUCCGCGUGAUGAUCAAAGAGGACAGGAUCGUGAAAAGAAUCAGCAAUUCCAAGGAACUCUUCAAGUUACGCUCCGAGGUUCAGGCCAACCUAUUGAUGAUAAUGAGGUUCGAAGAAAAUUCCAACAAUUUGGAGAUGUAAAAUCAGUUAGACCUGUUGGGGAGCGGCCCGAUUCUCGAUACGUGGAGUUCUACGAUACUCGCGCUUGUGACGAUGCUUUCGACCGUCUGCGUCAUCAGGGUUUACAAGAUGGGGUAAUGGACAUCGUUUUCGCUUGGGAUGUAAACGACGGCAACGCAGGGGGGCCACAGGAACGAGGUGGCCGGAACUGGGAGGAAGGCGGUCGCGGAAUGAGGGGUGGGAGAGGACGAGGUGGAAGAGGCCGGGGUCGAGGUCGAGGGUUCGACGAAGAUUACGACCGUCGAGGAGAAGGAGAUCAUGGCCGCAUGGAUCGUGAAUCAAGAGGACGAGGAGGACGAUACGAAGAUGACAUAAGCGGUCGUGGUCGUGCAGGCGGUGGAUACAACGAUAGGUAUGACAAUUCUCGAGGCGGUUAUGGAGGUCCCGCUCCCGCAUAUGGAAACACCCCAGGUGGCUAUGGUAUGCCACCACAAAGUAUUUCGCAACCUGCCCCCCCACCACCUGCGCAGCCCGCCGCUGCAGCUGCCCCGGUCGAUGAUCGAUUAGAGCAGGCACGCAAAGUACAACAGCUUUUAGCUGCUCUUAAGCAACCCCCGACAGGGCCCACUCCAACUAGUGGGUCUUCCGCACAGUUACCCCCACCAUCAUCAGCGCCGAUGCCCGCACCACCCAACUCAACACCAUACUAUUCUCAACCACCCUCGUCAGCACUUACGUACCCACCAAAUAGUUCAUAUGGUGGGGUUCACCAACAGCCUCCACCGACAGCCCCACAGUCAGGUCAAGCACACUCGAAUCCUGCGCUAAAUGGACUUCCGCCCAAUAUCCUCGCGCUCCUUCAAGCUACCCAGCAACAGCAACAACAGCAACUACUAUCUGGGCCCCAGUAUGGGAUGUCUCCAGCACAAAAUACACCCCCACCUCUAGGCCCAGGCUCAACGCCUGCCAAUGCGGCACAAUAUCAACAGCUCAUGUCAUAUCUUCAUACUCAAGCGUCCGCAGCGGCAGCCAAGCACUAA
Messenger RNA from Laccaria bicolor S238N-H82, 1872 nucleotides. RefSeq lists its product as uncharacterized. NCBI's taxonomy places the organism in Eukaryota, Fungi, Basidiomycota, Agaricomycetes, Agaricales, Hydnangiaceae. Gene Ontology annotation, molecular function: RNA binding. The transcript has 12 exons. The record is from RefSeq and is a predicted model, not a curated record. The coding region runs from base 1 to 1872 and encodes 623 amino acids.